CCACCAGAAGUACUAAGAAACAUUAGUCGACAGCGAAUGUGGUAUCUUCCGUUAGGUGUCGUAACGAAUCCCAAGAAACCGAACAAGAUCAGAAUGGUGUGGGAUGCUGCUGCGAAGGCUGGCGGAGUGUCGUUUAAUGACAUGCUACUGAAGGGUCCGGAUCUCCUCGUAUCUUUGGUGGAAGUCUUGUUACGAUUCCGGGAAGGGAAGAUUGCGGUGUGCUCUGACAUUCGCGAAAUGUUCCUGAGGAUCCUCAUUCGAGAGGAAGAUAAAUGGUCACAGUGCUUUCUAUGGAGAGACAGUCCAGACGCUGAAAUCCAGGUUUACGUGAUCAACGUUGCGAUGUUUGGUGCAACCAGUUCGCCGUGUACGGCGCAGUUUGUUAAGAACAGAAAUGCCUCCGACUACCUGGAAUUAUAUCCUCGAGCAGUAGAGGCGAUCAUCAAAAACCACUACGUGGAUGAUUUUCUAGAUAGUGUCAAUUCGGUGGAAGAAGCUGUGCAGCUUGUCAAACAAGUGCAGUUGGUCCAUGCAGCCGCAGGCUUCGAGUUUGGAAAAAUUUCAUCCAAUUCGCAGAAGGUGCUUGAUCUUCUAGGGGAGACUGGAUCGCCAACCAACAAGUUGCUCAACCUAGAAAAGGAUAGAGUCUAUGAGCGUAUCUUAGGAGUUGUGUGGGUUCCUGCAGUGGAUCACUUCACCUUCGAACAGACAGGGUUGGAUGGAAUCAUGGGUGAAAAUAGAGCAGUUCCAACAAAGAGACAAGUUCUACGUACCGUGAUGAAAUUGUACGAUCCAUUAGGCUUCGUGGCACACUUUGUGGUGCAGGGCAAAAUACUUAUGCAGGAGAUCUGGCGAACGGGUACCAACUGGGACGAGCCCAUUGCACAACAACUACAUGAUCUAUGGAGUAGAUGGAUUGCACUGUAUGCGGCUAUCAACGAAGUGAAAAUUCCUCGUUGCUUCUUCGGAAAUCUUCGACCACAGGAGGUUGACGAAGUUGAAAUCCACGUCUUCACGGAUGCAAGCGUAGUGGCAUGUGCGUGCGUAGCUUAUCUUAGAAUAUCGUCCACCAGGGGGAACUUGUGUUCGUUGGUAGCAGCAAAAACAAAGGUGUCACCACUUCGAACGCUCUCAAUACCUCGUUUGGAGCUUCAAGCUGCCAUGAUGGGAUCACGUUUGUUGCAAAAUGUUUGUUCAGCACUCACCCUUGAUAUUCGGAAGCGCUUUCUGUGGACGGACUCGGCAACAGGGCAACAGUUCUGGCAUGGCUUCGCUCGGAUAGUCGCCGAUAUCACCAGUUUGUUUCAUUUCGGGUAGGGGAGAUUCUUUCGCUCACCAGCGUGGAUGAAUGGUACUAUGUACCAUCGAAGUACAACGUGGCAGACGAUGCCACUAAGUGGAAUUCGGGACCAUCGUUUGAUCCAGGAAGCCGUUGGUUCGAAGGUCCACAAUUUUUACGAGAACCGAAAGAAAUGUGGCCUAGGCAGUCAGUAGUUGUGAAUGGAGCGGAUGCAGCAAGCGAAGAACUUCGAGUGGUAGCGGUACACCAAACAACUGAAGAAAUCAUCAACGUCGAACGCUUUUCAAAGUGGAAUCGCUUAGUCCGAACUUUGGCUUAUGUUUACCUGGCCGUGAGAAUCUGGAGAAGAACCCUCGGCGAAAGAGAUGCACGGCACGUUCUGAAUCAGGAUGAUUUUGUGAAGGCAAAAGACACGCUUUGGCGCCAGGCACAGGCACAGGGUUAUUCGGAGGAGUUUCAUAGGCUGAAAAGCGAACGCGGCAUUGAAAAGGGAAGUCCGUUGCAGUCGUUGGCUCCAUUUUUGGAUGAACGCGGAGUCAUUCGGGUAGGAGGUCGAAUCGGGAACGCCCCGACCAUCCCCUUCGCAGUGAAAUAUCCCAUAGUACUACCUAGAGAACAUCGUAUCACCUUGCUUUUGGGUAAUUCUUUCCACGAACGGUUCCUGCAUGCCAACGGGGAAGCAGUCUGCAAUGAAAUAAGACAGAAGUGUUAUAUACCAAAACUUCGAGUUCUCGUACGGAAAGUCAGCCGAAGUUGUCAGCACUGCAAGGUGAAAAAAGCGACUCCCGUUCCUCCGCUGAUGGGCCCGCUACCGAAGGUACGUCUAACACCAUUCAUCCGACCGUUUACUUACGUUGGUGUUGAUUACAUGGGUCCGUUCGAAGUCAAAGUCGGCCGCAGUGUUGUGAAAAGGUGGAUUUGCUUAUUCACCUGCCUCACAAUACGGGCUAUUCAUCUGGAGUUGGCCCACAGUCUCUCAUCAAACGCGUGCGUGAUGGCUUUCCGGAGAUUUGUUGCCAGACGUGGUGCUCCACUAGAAGUGUUCUCCGACAAUGGCACGAAUUUUGUGGGAGCCAAUCGUCAGUUGUCAGAGGAGAAGCAGAAAAUACAAAACAUCGUUGAGGACUGUGCCGCCACAUUCACCAACGCGAAUACCCAGUGGCACUUCAACGUUCCAGCAGCUCCACACAUGGGAGGACCGUGGGAGCGUAUGGUCAAGUCCGUGAAAGUGGCGAUGAAAGCAAUAUCGGGAAGUCCACGACAUCCAAGUGAUGAGGUGUUGGAAACGAUAAUGUUGGAGGCUGAAGCGAUUAUUAACUCGCGACCGUUGACCUACGUUCCCCUGGAUAUGGAAGACGAUGAGGCACUCACGCCAAAUCACUUUUUGCUGUGUGGAUCAACCGGCAUCAAGCAACCAGUCGCCAAUCCUGUGAGUGGAAACAUCCUUCGUGACAGCUGGAAGCUGGCGCAGCAUAUUGUGGAUGACUUUUGGCGUAGAUGGGUACGGGAGUAUCUCCCAAUGUUGACACGACGCACGCAGUGGUUCGAAGCCGUGAAGCCGAUGAAACCUGGCGAUCUGGUCGUGAUAGUCGACGAAAACACGAGGAAUAGCUGGGAGCGAGGACGCGUACUGGAAACCUUUCCAGACAAAUCUGGGCAGGUGAGACGGGCUACCGUUCAGACAGCUAGAGGAGUCUUCGCCAGACCUGCGGUUAAAUUAGCGGUUCUAGAUGUAGAAGGUAACUACAAGAAGUCGGACGUAUAUGAUUCGGGAACGGAAAUGGUUCACGGGGCGGGGGAUGUCGCCGAUACCCCUCGUUGCGGCGAAAAGGUGGUGAACCGAUUAGCCGAACCCUCACGAGCGAAACGACAUUGUCGGGCGAAGUGAACGGUAUGACGUAUAGAUGUAAACAACAAAAACAAUUGCACCAGUGAAUUAGCGUUUGCAUCAAGUUCUUUGAGUAAAAUUAAACAAGUGGAAAAAGUAUUUAUAUCGGAGUUAAAAGAGUAGAUAGAUAUUUAGAAUUUGUGAGUAAAUAUUGUAGUGUAGUGCUACGUAGUAAGUGGAAAAUUACUGAAUUCGAGAUCAAUCUGGAAUCGUCCAUCCAGGAUUAAACGAACCUGUAAAAAGAACAGAAGAAAACUGAAAUCUUUGAAGCUGCUAAGUCAGCUGCUACGAA
Molecule: messenger RNA, 3480 nt
Organism: Toxorhynchites rutilus septentrionalis
Lineage: Eukaryota; Metazoa; Arthropoda; Insecta; Diptera; Culicidae
Exons: 3
Coding region: 1473-3188 (571 amino acids)
Biological process (GO): DNA integration
Molecular function (GO): nucleic acid binding
Source: RefSeq, a predicted model, not a curated record